This is a messenger RNA of Uncinocarpus reesii 1704, 408 nucleotides long. RefSeq lists its product as uncharacterized. The record is from RefSeq and is a predicted model, not a curated record. Bases 1 to 408 code for a protein of 135 amino acids. Lineage: Eukaryota; Fungi; Ascomycota; Eurotiomycetes; Onygenales; Onygenaceae. The transcript is spliced from 2 exons.
AUGGUGGGUGCCCAUCAGGCGCUGUACGGGGGCCAGCACGAGGGCGGCGACAGGGGCAAGGUCGAUGCGGAUUUCCUGGGGAGCGGUGCGGCGCUGCAGGCGCUGAAGAUGUUUUCGAGCGGCGAGGGGAGGCAGUCGCAGAGCGGGGGCCAUGAUCAGAAUAAGCUGAUCGGGCUGGCGAUGGCGCAGGCGGGCAAGUUGUGGGAUCAGCAGAAUCAGCAGGGCCAGGUGGCUACUGACAAGCAAUCGGCUAUCAAUUCUGCGGCGAAGAUGGCGCUGAAGAUGUAUCUGAAGAACCAGAGCGGUGGUAAACUCGGCGGCGUGGGCGGCUUGGGAGGGUUGGCAGGGAGUCUUGGAGGGCAGUCGGGCGGAUCGGGCCUGUUUGAUCUGGCAAAGAAGUUUUUCUGA